Messenger RNA from Mesoplodon densirostris (Blainville's beaked whale), 933 nucleotides. RefSeq names its product olfactory receptor 10AC1-like. Gene Ontology annotation, molecular function: olfactory receptor activity; G protein-coupled receptor activity. Gene Ontology annotation, biological process: G protein-coupled receptor signaling pathway. The transcript has a single exon. NCBI's taxonomy places the organism in Eukaryota, Metazoa, Chordata, Mammalia, Artiodactyla, Ziphiidae. The record is from RefSeq and is a predicted model, not a curated record. Gene Ontology annotation, cellular component: membrane.
ACCAUGCCCUGCGGCUUUCUCCCGCAGGGCUUCGCGGAGUCUCCUCACCUGGGGCCCGUGCUCUUCCUGCUGCUGCUGGCCGUGCACCUGGCUACCCUGAGUGGGAACCUGCUCAUCCUGGUGGCCGCGGCCUCAGUGCCCAGCCGGCCGCCCAUGCUACUCUUCCUGUGCCAGCUGUCAGCCAUCGAGCUCUGCUACAUGCUGGCGGUGGUGCCCCGCUCCCUGGCCCACCUGGCCUCGCCAGGCCGCGGCCGAGGCAGUCCCAUCUCCUUCCUGGGCUGCGCCGUUCAGAUGCAGAUGUUCGUGGCUCUGGGCGGGGCCGAGUGCUUCCUGCUGGCCGCUGUGGCCUGUGACCGCUACGUGGCCAUCUGCCACCCGCUGCGCUACGCGGCUGUGGCGACACCUGGGCUGUGCACGCGGCUGGCCCUGGCCUGCUCCUGCCUCGGGGGACUGGCGGUGUCCGUGGGGCUCACGGUGGCCGUCUUCAACCUGCCUUUCUGCGGCUCCCACCUGCUAGUGCAUUUCUUCGGCGACAUCACAGCGCUGCUGCACCUGGCCUGCACGCAGAGCUACGCGGAGGAGCUGCGUCUGCUGGGCGCCAACCUGGUGCUGCUGCUGCGGCCCUCGGUGCUCAUCCUGGCCUUCCAUGGCGCCAUCGCCGCCGCCCUGAGCCGCCUGCGCUCCCCACGCGGCAGGCGCAAGGCCGCCUCCACCUGCGCCUCGCACCUGGCCGUCACCUUCCUCCCCUAUGGCUGCUCCACCUUCACGUACGUGCGGCCCGAGGCCAGCUAGUCCCCACGGCAGGAUCGCACGCUGGCGCUGGUCUACACCAACGUCACGCCGCUGCUCUACCCGCUCAUCUACAGCCUGCGCAACCGCAAAAUCACCGCCGCCCUCCGCAGGGUGCUGGGCCCCAGGGCAGGGUCCGUGUGA